AUGGCCAUAAGGACACUCAACUUGACCACAAGUUCAUCUGGAUGUGAAAGAGAUUGGAGCACUUUUGAAAUGGUAGAUGCAAAGAGGGGAAAUAAACUAGAUGUGGCCCAUAGGGACAAUCUAGUUUAUAUCCAAUUCAAUGGAAGGAUGAUUGAUAAAAGAAAGAAGUUAUCCUCUUCUAGUGAUGUUCUUCUUGGUGAAGAUGCGUCACGAGCACAAGAUUGGAUAUGCGAAGUUGCAUACAUUGAUGAUGAGUUUGAUCCCACUACGGGGGUGCCAUACAACAUCAUUGAUGAAGCAAUGGAGGAAAGCGAACCUACAGAGCUUCGUAGGAGUGCACGAGUUAGAGAACUCCAUGAAGUUGAAGAAUACAUUGAGGAUGAUGAUGAUGAAUCUGAUCAUGGGGUAGAUAUGGAGGAUGAUGAGAUCGAUUACGAGUCCGAUGAUGAUGGGGUGAUGGCAACCAAAGAUGAUGAUGAUGAUGAUGAUGAUGAGCCCCCGCAGCCUUAA
This is a messenger RNA of Triticum dicoccoides, 510 nucleotides long. Its product is annotated as glutamic acid-rich protein-like. The record is from RefSeq and is a predicted model, not a curated record. The transcript has 2 exons. Bases 1 to 510 code for a protein of 169 amino acids. Lineage: Eukaryota; Viridiplantae; Streptophyta; Magnoliopsida; Poales; Poaceae.